This is a messenger RNA of Magnolia sinica, 1094 nucleotides long. RefSeq lists its product as uncharacterized. The transcript is spliced from 6 exons. NCBI's taxonomy places the organism in Eukaryota, Viridiplantae, Streptophyta, Magnoliopsida, Magnoliales, Magnoliaceae. Bases 57 to 878 code for a protein of 273 amino acids. The record is from RefSeq and is a predicted model, not a curated record. Gene Ontology annotation, molecular function: iron ion binding; protein binding.
UCUUUUCAUCCCCUCCUCUCUCCCACCCCUCUCAUGCAAAUGCAAUCCCACCAAACAUGUCUUCUUCAGCUGUUGUUGCAGCAGCUUCCUAUGCAGCCUCUUCUUCUUGCUCCAUCUCACCAACUCACUCUUCCAAAACCAUUACUCCAAAACCACUCAUCCCAACCCAAAACCAGAAAACCACCUUCCUGGGUCUGUCCCUCUCAGAUGCCAAGAGGGUCUUUUCAAUUGCUGAAAUAGAGAGGGGUGGAGAGAUUAGUAGCCUUAGAAGGAGAGGUCUUGAGGUUAGUGCAAGGACUGCAGGGGCAUCAAAGAGCAUUGAAGUUGAAGUUGAUAAGCCGUUGGGUCUUACCUUAGGCCAAAAACCUGGUGGUGGAGUCGUCAUUGCAGCUGUUGAAAGUGGUGGGAAUGCAGCAAAGUCCGGGCUGAAAGCAGGGGAUCAGGUGCUAUACACAAGCAGCUUCUUUGGGGAUGAACUAUGGCCUGCAGAUAAGCUGGGAUUUACAAAGACUGCCAUCCAAGCAAAACCCGACUCGGUGUACUUCGUAGUAAGCAGAGGUGCAGAGGUAGAUGUAAAGCGAUUGCCAAAGAGGCCGGCCCCACCUCGCUUCGGGCGGAAAUUAUCAGAGGCACAGAAGGCCAGAGCAAGUCACAUAUGCAUCGACUGUGGAUUUAUUUACACUCUCCAGAAACCUUUCGAUGAGCAGGCAAGCACAUAUGUUUGUCCGCAAUGUUCAGCGCCGAAGAAGAGGUUUGCACGGUACGACGUGAACACUGGAAAGCCCAUUGGAGGAGGGUUGCCCCCAAUUGGAGUGAUAGUGGGUCUGGUGGUGGGAAUUGCAGGGGUAGGAGCCUUGCUUGUGUAUGGCCUUCAAUGAUCAGUUCCUUUCCUCGAUUCAAGUCAAUGCUGAAACAGGUAAGUUCCUUUACACAUAUAAUUCCACGUCAUUGGAGGACUGCAGCUGUUUUUCAUUUGAACCUGAAAUCUAAUGUCUACACUGCUACCACACAGCUCUCUAUCCAACAGUUUCUUUGAAAUGUAUGUGCAGUGAAUUCAUAUGCAAGGAGAUAUCAUGAACGCCAAUGAGUCAGAA